Messenger RNA from Fusarium vanettenii 77-13-4, 1449 nucleotides. RefSeq lists its product as uncharacterized. Lineage: Eukaryota; Fungi; Ascomycota; Sordariomycetes; Hypocreales; Nectriaceae. Gene Ontology annotation, cellular component: fungal-type vacuole membrane. The coding region runs from base 1 to 1449 and encodes 482 amino acids. Gene Ontology annotation, biological process: transmembrane transport. The transcript has a single exon. Gene Ontology annotation, molecular function: transmembrane transporter activity. The record is from RefSeq and is a predicted model, not a curated record.
AUGGCUGGUCAUCCGUCGUCGUUUGUCAAGACGGUCAAAUGGCUGUAUCAUGAGUCUGGUAUUGCUUCGCUGUAUCUCACUGGUCGUGAUGCGUGGCUCGUCAUUCUCUCGCGGACAUGUCGCAUGUUUGCCUUUGGAGCUGUAUCCCUCACGAUAGCUCUUUUCUUCUCGGAGUUGGGCUUUUCAGACUUUCGCAUUGGUCUGUUUAUGAGUCUUACUCUCCUCGGCGAUGUUGUGCUCGGUCUAGUCAUCACUCUUAUGGCUGACGGCCUCGGUCGUCGUCGGGUUCUCUUUGCAGGUGGCCUGCUCAUGGCAGUUUCCGGUGGCGUAUUCUGCGUCUUUGAGAACUUCUGGAUCCUGCUCCUCGCUGCUGUCGUGGGCGUCGUGAGUGCCAGUGGCGCCGACUUUGGCCCCUUCCGAGCAAUCGAAGAAUCGAUGCUCUCACACAUUACGACACCAAAGACACGGGCCGAUGUCUUGUCUUGGUAUGUCACAUGCUCAAGUCUUGGAUCGGCAGCUGGCACGGAACUUGCGGGGAGGUUUGUGGAGAGACUGAAGCACCGAGAGGGUUGGAGUCUGGUGCAGACGUAUCACGCGACCUUUUGGAUUUACAUCGUCAUGGGCGGUUUGAACAUGAUUUCGACCUUGUCCAUGAGCAGCAAGUGCGAGGUUGAGAAGACUGCUCCAGAAACUGCCGAUGAGUUGGCUCAGGGAUUACUUCACGAUUCUGAUGAAGAACAACCCAGCCCUCCGCCGACACCAAAGGCAAAAGGCCGCUUCUCUCAAAUCUCUCAAUCUACCCGUCACGUCAUGUACAAGCUAUGGUUUCUCCUUACAGUCGAUUCCCUAGCGGAUGGCAUGGUCUCACAGGCUCUUACGACCUACUUUCUGGAUCGCAAGUUUCACCUGUCCAAGACACGCCUCGGUGACAUCAUGUCGGCGGCUAUGAUCCUGGCAACCGUCUCCACGAUAUUUGCUGGUCCACUUGCGAGACAUCUCGGACUCCUCAACACCAUGGUGUUUACGCAUUUGCCAUCCUCAGUCGCUGUCUUACUCUUCCCCGCGCCGAGUGGACUUGUCGUCACGAUUAUUCUCUUGUUUAUCCGCAUGGGUCUCAACAACAUGGAUCAAGCGCCUCGAGCAGCUUUUAUCGCCGCUGUCGUCAAGCCCGAGGAGCGCACAGCCGUCAUGGGCAUCACCAGUACGCUCCGAACUCUGGCGAUGGCUACAGGACCGUCGUUUACAGGAGCUCUAGCCGGGAGGGAAAAGUUCUGGAUUGCCUUUGUGGUGGGAGGAGUGUUGCGCAUCAUGUACGAUCUAGGCUUGUGGUCUAUGUUUGUGAACAUGAGACUACAUGCCCACGAGACUCAUCACGAUGCCGGUUCACGGAUGUCGAUCGAUGAGGAAGAUGUUGAAAUGAUGCGACAGUCGGCAGAGCAUCAGGCAUGA